AUCAAUGCUUAUUUCUUGGGUAUUCUAUAGAAAAUUUAGGAUAUAAAUGUUUUGAUUUCCAAACAAAUAAAAUCUUUUAUUCUAGGCAUGUUUUAUUUAAUGAAAAAAUUUUCCCAUUUAAUUCUCACAAGUCUGACACCACAUCCACUUCUCACUUUAAAAAUUCAUUUUUUGGUUCCCAUCUUUUCUCCUCUGAAACCUCCUCACCGACCAUGCCAAUCUCCAUUAAGCCACGUCUACCUUUAAGGUCUUCCCCUUUGUCCACUUGGCAAGGAUCAUACCCCAUUGCUGCAGCUUCCUCUAAUCCUCUCCUUGGUCUAUUCCCCACUACCAUCACCGUACCCUCCACCACCAACUCCCUAUCCAACCACUCCGUCUCACCCUCACGUCCUCCUUCUCUGUCUCAAACUCCAUCCACUCCCUCAUCCAACUCACCCGACUCACCCGACUCCCCCAAAUCACCCAUCACUCACUCGUCGUCCCCCUCACCUACUACCUUACCAACCAUUUCUCCAGCAUCUUCCCCUGCUCACACAAGCCGCCCCCAAUCUCCAUUCUAUUCCACCGCCUCACCUGCAUCCAGUCUUAACAACCAUAUGUCAGCCCCUGCCUCAUCUUCUCCCCUUCAAUCGAUAGAUCCACCCAUCCACACUCAUCCCAUGGUAACUCGUUCUCAAAACCAGAUUUUUAAACCAAAGCAACUCUACCUUGCUGAAACUCCCUAUUCGGAAGUUGAGCCAACAUGUGUGAGUCAAGCACUGAAAGAUCAUCGGUGGAGGCAGGCCAUGUCUGAGGAAUUCACUGCUUUGGUAAGUCAAGGUACAUGGGAUCUUGUUCCUCCUGCACCUAACCAAAAUAUUAUUGGUUGUAAGUGGGUUUUCAGGUUGAAACGAGGCAAAGAUGGACGAGUUGAACGUUAUAAAGCCAGACUUGUAGCUAAGGGGUUCCAUCAACAACCGGGGACCGAUUACACAAAAACCUUCAGUCUAGUUAUCAAACCGACAACAAUCCGAGCCAUUCUCUCCAUCGCUGUAAGCGGGGGUUGGAAAAUUCAUCAGGUAGACAUUAACAACGCAUUCCUUCACGAGAAACUUGAUGAACAAUUAUUUAUGCAACAACCUGCUAGGUUCAUUGAUCCUCAUCUUCCCCACCAUGUUUGUCGGUUACAAAAAUCUCUCUAUGGGCUUAAACAGGCCCCAAGAAUGUGGUUUCGAGAAUUAAAACAGUUUCUGCUUGCUCACGAUCUCACCAAUUCGAGGUCAGAUUGCACCCUUUUUAUUUAUCGUCAGAAUACUGAUUGGCUCUAUGUCUUGGUGUAUAUAGAUGACAUACUCAUCACUGGAAGCAAUCCUAUCGCUAUUGACAAUUUGAUCACUGCCAUGAGUUCCAAAUUUUUCGUGAAAAAGCUUGGUGAACUGGAUUUCUUUCUCGGAGUGGAAGCCAUUCAAACUAGUGCUGGCUUAUUUCUUUCCCAGCAACGACAAAUUGUUGGUUCCUUUCAGUAUUUAUCUCUAACUCGGCCAGAUUUAUGCUUUGUUGUUAACCUGCUAUCUCAAUUCAUGCAUAAUCCUAUUGAUCUUCAUUGGCAAGUAGUAAAACGUGUUCUUCGCUAUCUUAAUGGUACAAAAUUUCAUGGCCUUCUGCUUCGUCCACAAACCUUUUUGUCUCUUCAUGGUUUUUCUGAUGCUGAUUGGGCUGGUGAUAAGGACACCUCAAUUUCCACAACUGGCUAUGUGAUGUAUCUUGGCUCCAAUCCAGUGUCCUGGAAAGCAACCAAACAACGAGUUGUAGCACGAAGCUCAACAGAGGCAGAGUACAGAGCACUAGCAGCAGCUAGCUCCGAAAUGGUUUGGAUUCUUAAUCUUCUUCAUGAGCUUGGCAUCCAUCCUUCCACACCCCCUGCGCUUUACUGUGAUAAUAUAGGGGCAACCUAUCUCAGCAGCAAUCCAGUCAUGCAUUCUCCCAUGAAACACAUUGCCAUCGACUUGCACUUUGUUCGUGACUUAGUGGACCACAAAGUCCUUCGAGUUUCUCAUAUCUCUUCUAAAGAUCAGUUUGCUGAUGGACUUACCAAGCCCUCAUCCAGUGCUCGCUUUACUUAUUUGAGGUCCAAGAUUGGCGUCGCAGAUGGCUCCUCCAUCUUGCGGGGGUGUGUUAAGGAAAAGAUCUCUGCAAUCUCUUCAUGAGCAAUUCCCGCUCCUUAUUUAUGUCAAUCUUUGAUUUAGUGUCAAUCUUUGAUUUAGUAAAUAUUAUAUUAUGUUUCCUUUUGUAAUAGGGUUACUAAGUUUGUGCGCCUGUAUAUAUAAGUGUUGCAUACACAUGAAUAGAAUCAAGUUAUUCAG
Messenger RNA from Rubroshorea leprosula, 2342 nucleotides. NCBI's taxonomy places the organism in Eukaryota, Viridiplantae, Streptophyta, Magnoliopsida, Malvales, Dipterocarpaceae. The record is from the annotation of a GenBank genome assembly.